Anopheles coustani is the source of this 11274-nucleotide messenger RNA. Its product is annotated as mucin-19-like. The record is from RefSeq and is a predicted model, not a curated record. Lineage: Eukaryota; Metazoa; Arthropoda; Insecta; Diptera; Culicidae. Bases 1 to 11274 code for a protein of 3757 amino acids. The transcript has 10 exons.
AUGGAGGCGGCCGACCUGUCGACCAUCACCGACGAGGACCAGCUGCGCAAGAUGUGGCAGCUGGCGGAGGACUUUACGCGCAAAAAGGAAAUCCGAGCGUAUAUGUACAAGCUGCGCGAGCAGCGGCUGAAGGAUUUCUACGCCAGCAACGACAGCAGCCCCCCGUACUUCUUGAUGGAUAAGGCGAGCGCCACGUUCGGGCUGAAGAAGAGCACAGUGGCGGCGAGUCACGGCGAUUCGCUCGUCGACCAGAGCUUCGAAAGCUUCAAGACGAAGGAGAUCCGCGACUCGGAGAGUCCGACCAGGUUUGGAAAUGCGGCCACCGUCCCGUCCGCCAACAGUGGCUGGCAGAUAAAGACGUCGGAGGAGGUGAGCGACGAUGGGAAGACGCACACGAUGCACACCACCGCCACGACGCAGGGCACGAAGGAGCUGGACGGCGGGCGGAUGACGUUCGCCGGCCACAACCUGGAGUCGCACAGCGAGCACUUUGACGGCGACGAGUCGAACUUCGUGCACAGCAAGGGCGACCAGUCGAGCACGGUGCUGGUGGAGGACAGCGUGAUCGAGGAUGCGGACAGGGGCCGCAUGGUGGCGGGCACGACGCGCUCCACCACCACCUCGACGUCCAGCUCGACGUCGCGUGUCGUACGUCAGCAGCAGAAUGGCAGCGACGGACGGCAGCAGCUGCUCGACGCGACCGACUAUGCGCUGAACAGCGACGAUGUGGCGGCGUCCAAUAUCAAUACCACGAGCAGCACCACCACCACCACCAGUAGCAGCAGCAACACGAUGAAGCGAAGUAGCACCAACACCAGCGACGAGCAGUGUGUGGCGGCGGCUCCGAAAGAGCUCUCCAAAGAUCCGGAGCGCGUCCGGGAGGCCUUCCGGUUGGCGCAGGGCGCAGGCAAGGUGCUCGAGCGGGAGGAGACGAUGGUGAACGCGACCACCAAGAUGAUCACCGAGACCAAGCGGCUCGACGAUGGUACCACGGUCACGACGCGCACCUACGAGAAGCUGCCGGCGGCCGCCGACUCCGACCAGUACGAGCACCGCUCGCGAACGGUUCGUACUCAGCAUGUUCAGGAGCAGCAGCAGAAGCCGGAAGCAAGCCCCACGCGCACCAGCGUCCUUUCGGAGGUCAGCGGCAGCGAAGAUCAGCAGCGUUCGAGUCGCAGUCGCACCGCGACGACAACCAGCACCACUACGCAGCGCAUCUCGGUCGAGGUGGAUGCAGCUCACGAUUCGUUCGCUCGCUCACUGCGCUCAAUCUCGCCGACGGGAAGCGUACGGUCGGUGCGCUCGAACGCAACGCUCGUUGGAUCCGGCCGAGCAAGCGUCAGCCCGGACAAGGGACGCACUGGACGUCGCAGCCCUUCGCGCGAGUCCGACUCCCGGCCGGACUAUAUGCGCUCGACGUUCACCUCGGAGCGCAAGGUGUCGGGUUUCCGUGAACCGGAGCAACCGGUGGGUGAUGGGCGAUCGCCCAGCCCACGCAAGGUACCGGCGAACACGCCCCAGGAGUCGCGUGGAGCUUCACCGGUCAAGCAGGAUGUCCAAAGGGACAGCCACAGCGAGGUGUGCCAGAGCAGCGUCGUAGAAACGACGACCUUGCACGAGCAGGAGGUCGACGGUGGGCGUGUGCAUGGAAGCACCAAGCCUCCGCUGGUGCGCAGCGAAACGUACGAGGAGCGAUGCCGCAAGAUCCUCGGUAUGCCGCAUCGGCCCUUGGGUGAGGAACCUAAGGUGGACGCAAAGUCCACCACCGGUAGCAUCUUUAGCACGUACGACAACACUGUCACAACCGUUCAGCAGCAGCAGCAAAACACCGGCACACGCUCGGAGUUGCGCGAGCAGCGCAAAAAGAUCGAGCAGGAGAUCCGUUCGAUCGAGCGUGAAACGCUGAAGACGAGUGCCACUCGGCGCACAAGCGACUUCCUAGCGGACGAACGGGACAGCGUGCUGGAGGAGCGCAAGGUGCAGAAGGAGUCGUCCCCGGGGCGUAAGAGUUCGGUCGGCACGUCCAAGGAGCCGUCACCGACACGCCAGGAGCGUGCGCCGGUACGUGCCGAAGCGAAGGAACCAUCCCCGACCAGGAAGCCGACGGUGCAGGAGGUGUCUCCGGUUCGAAAACCGUCGGUGAAGGAACCCGCCGCGGCUAGAAAAUCGCCCGAGAAGGAACCUUCCCCGGUGAGGAGGAUGCCGGCGGAGAAGGAACCGUCCCCAACAAGGAAGCCUGCGGAGAAGGAACCGUCCCCAACUAGGAAGUCCCCAGAGAAGGAACCUUCCCCGAAGCGGAUGUCGUCGACAAAGGAACCAGCUGUAACCAGGGCUUCUUACGAGAGGGAACCAACCCCGACGCGAAAGCCCUCGGUGAAGGAGGUGUCCCCGGUUAGGCAGUCACCGGUGAAGGAAGCUUCUCCGGUGAAGGACGUCUCACCAUCACGCAAACCAGCAACGAAGGAAGUUUCGAAGGAGGAAACCGCUACCAAGACCAGCAAGGCGACGGUACUGGUGGAACAGCGUCGGGAGGGGCGUAAUAUCUCCGUUGCGGAGAUCACCAUCGUGCCGGUGAUGGAGGUAUCGGAGGUGCGCACCGCUCGCAGCGCAUCGAAGGUCCUCACCAAGCAGUCGUCGGAUACGAAGUUCGAUCGUCGAACGGCGACAACAUCGACGUCGGCCACGGCUAGCAAUGUGAGCAACCGUGCGAUCACCAACAAGAGCUCGUCGGACUUUGACGUUACGAAGCGGCGCGCGACGGAGGUGACAACGUCGGUUGGUGUCGGUGGUAAGCAGCGUACCCCAGCCACCAGUCCGGACAAACGACGUCCGGCGGCAGCGGCACCGGUGGCGACAACACCGACGACCCCGUCGGUCAAGCAGAACCACAUCACGGUGGCGAAGAUCAAGAUUAACCCGCUGCGCAAGCCACAGGUGGUGACGACCCGCACGGAGGAGUGGAGCAGCACGCGGACGAGUCGCAGCCAGGCGGCUCGGAAGCUGCCCGAACCGGAGACGGAUCCGGAGUCGAGCAAGGAUACCGGUAUCUCGGACAACAGCGAGGUCGAGGAAACGGUCGAGCGCGUCGAGGUGAGUGCCACCGGUACGGCCUGUUGCCGUCAUGCGGGCGCGUACGCCGUCACCGACCGCAAAGACUCGGCCCCGGUGGUUCGUACGACGGGUGCGGCUCGGGCUAGCAAAAGCUACGCUCGCUCGUCGAGUGACAAUCAUCUGCGGGCGACGAACGUCGUCAACCGGCCUGCGGCUACUACGACUACGACCGCGCCCAGCAGCAACCGAACACCGGCCGCGGUCAAUGGCCGCGGUAAGGUCGAGCGGCCUGUGAAGCACGUCGCUACCAAGACGAUUAACCUGUCGAGCUCUUCGAAGCUGUCCUCAGCGGUGGCUGGCAACACGGCCACGAACACUACAACCACCACCACCACCACCACCACGACAUUCGACUCCGAUCACCUGGAUAACGUGGUGAUCGACAUUCAGCAGGCAAAGUCGUCUCGCGAACCGACCCCGAACAAGCUGGUACCGAUCCCGGUGUCGCCUGACACCGAGGAUACCGGCAAGCCGCGCUACCCGGACGCGGUGCAGGAGCCGGACGACGAGCGGGCCCCGGGGUCGGCCCAGCCGCGUGUCAACAACAUCCCGAUCUUCGAGGAGGCGACCAACGAGUACGUCGGCUGCGAGAUCACCGAGGUGGACGAGCAGCAGGAGUCGGUGUCGGCGCACGCCACCCGCAUCACCAACCUCGACCGCGUCACCGAGGACGACGAGUCGCUGCUGAGCGUGACGGAGAAGGUGAGCAAGUUCGUGCACGAGGCGCGUCGUCUGCAGGAGACCGGGGAGUCGCAGCCACGGCCACCACAGCCGGUGCGCUUCGUGGUGCGCCACGAGUACGACGACAUCGACGAGCACCUCAAGUCGGACGAGUGCCUGCUGAGCGUCUCGGACAAGGUGACCAAGUUCAUCUCGACCGCCGAGGAGGUGAAGAAGAUACGCACCUCCGGACCGUUCGUGCCGGACGGGGCGGGCAAGGCGGUCACCGAGGUGCCGGCAAGUGUCACCGAGGGUGACGAGUGUCUGCUGAGCGUGAACGAGAAGGUGAACCGCUUCGCUAGCCGUAUUGGGGAGACGCGAGGUGAACCAGCACGCCACACACCGACUGCUGAGGAUGGUGCACCGCAGCUAGGUGGAACCGAACCGAACGGCGAGCUGGUGGCCGACAAGGUGACGAGCAAGUUUGCUCCUCAGAAGUCACCGGAGCUGGUGAAGAACGCCAUGCGUAGCACCGCACGCCAUACGGUUGGUGAGGAGUCGGAAACGGAGCUGGCGGGACGAUCUACCAACGCCACCAGCAUCACCGAACGCUAUCGCACGGCCACGGUGACGAAGCAAGCACCGGCGGCGGCGGCGGCCGGUCCCGCUCCGACCAGCCCGAUCACGCUGCGCAGCACCGAAGCCGUGAAGAAGGCGAAGGAAAUCUUCGAGAAGGGCCAAGCGGUGCAGGACGCUCGCCAGCGCGACAUCCUUAGCCGGCCCUCGAUCUGGGAGGAGCGGCGCGCUAAGAAGGAGGCGCUGGAGAAGGAGAAGGACCAGGGCAGGAAGGGCACGACCGACGUGAAGCUGACCGACAUCGGGGUAUUCCGCAAGCAGUCUGCUACAUCGACGGAUGUCGAUGGUGGGCAGAAGAAACCGGAGGAACCCCGCGCCGUGGAGCCGGUGGAGCCGGAAGUCGGUGCUCCUAAGUCGGCGGGAGGUGCGGGUAGCCGCCGGGACAGUGGUGGAGCACCGCGCGCUCCGGCCUACAUCCGCGACACGGUGUCCUCCAAGAAGGACCUGUUCGAGAAGCGCAUCUCGUCGUCGCGCAUGCAGGUCGAGUACACUACGCAAACGUCGCAGGAGGCCUCCGAGUCGUCGACGGCGGUGCGGCGCCAGUCUCUGAAGCAAACGGACCGCGAGCGCUCGACUGCACCCUCGGUCGGGGACGGAUCGAAGCCGUCCUAUAUGAACCACACGGUGGCGUCGCUCGAACACAUCAACGCGAACCAGCGUCGUGAAUCGGUGGAUUACGGUGGCUCGGGGGCAAUCCACGAGCAGCCAGCGGUGGGUCGUAACGCGAGCACGGCGUCGACGACGACAACCACCGCUGCCACUAGCACCAGCUCCAGCAAGUUCGGUGUCGAGCUGAAGCGCCUCGAUGCAGGCAAUCGUACGAGCACGACGACGGUGACGACGACGCUGGCGGCGGUUGCGGCAAACCCGACGCCAGCGCAACCGAAGCGUAAGUCGAGCGGUGCCGGUGCGACCACCCUCACCGGUGACGUUGCGAUCGAGGACAUUUUCGAGCUGGAGGUGCUCGAACGGAUGCUCGAAGCGGUCACGGGCUACGAGCAGCGGCGUCGCAUACGCGCCCAGAUUCGUCUGGUGAAAAAGCAGCGCGAUGAGCAAGCGACGGGUCGGCAGAGUAGCACCACCGUAACGACCAUGACGACGACGACGAUGGCGGCGAAGAAUGCCAACGGAGUCGCCACGAAGCGCAAGGACUCGAGCCCGACGCGUACUUCGGCGAUGCGCAAGACGUCGUCAACGCUCGCCGAUAGCACCGACAGUGCCGGCACUAACGCCCGCCACCAGAUGGCUACGUCGACGACCACGACGGAGGUCACGGUGGAGAAGCAGCAGCAGGAGGUGGGAAAGCCGACCGCACCGGUGGAAACGAAACAGGUGACGACGGAUCGGUUCGGGGCGAAGGCGAGCGCCAAGGACGAGCGUCCGAUCUGGGCGACGAGCAACAUCCUGAAGAAGGCGUCGGAGAACACGCGCACGUUCAAGGGAAGCGGCGUUUCGUCGCUGGGCGCUGGCAGCGGCACCGGUGGCUCCUCGAUGACGGUAAAGAAGACGGUCACCUCGAGCAGCAGCAGCAGCAGCUACCACACGAAGGCGUCCGAGCCGAAGUCGACCACCGACUGCAUCACCUCGAGCUACGGCGUGGGCCCUAUGGACGAGAACGGGCUGCCGCUGUUCGGUAUACGUGCGCUGAAGAAGAAGGCCACACCGGUGCCGCCGCUCGACGGGGAGGGUACAACCGUCACCGGCACGAUCGUCACCGAGACGCUGUACGCGGAGAACGGUGGACCGGCCGUCGGUAAGCGCAGCACCACGCACUAUGCAGGCGAGGAAGGUGGCUUGAAGGCGAUCACCCGCACGGAGAAGUUCGACUCCACCGGCGCCCACUCCGUCGAGGAGGUGGAGACGAUCGAUGGGAGCGGACGGACCGCCAAGGUGGUGCGCAAGGGUUCGGUCAAGGAGCUGACGGAGCGAUUCGUGCACCGUGAAUCAUCCGGAUCGCUGCAUCAACAGCAACAGCACCAGCAGCUGCAGCAGGACUCCCGCAGCUACCCUAAGGCCGGUCUGAUCCUGCGUUCCAGCGCGCACAGCCACUCCAGCCGUGCCUCAACGCCGGCGACCGAUGGCUGCUCGCUCGGUGACGAGCACGAACAGGAGGAGGAGGAGGACGAGGAGCAGCAGGUGGAGUUCCGCCGGGGCGCCGACGCCCACACGAUGACUUCCUCGACGAGCAGCACGCGCCAAGUGCGCUCCUUCCUCAACGACACUACCAAGGUCACCGACGUGCAGGACGUCCUGCAGCGCAUGAGCAACGCCGACCAUGUCGAAGAGUCGGGCGACACGGCGGAGGACCGGGAGGCACGCGCCCUGCUGAACAAGUUCCUCGGUGCGUCCGUGCUGAUGAGCGGCGUCGAGUCGCUGAUGGCCAAGCCGGCGGGCACCAGCAUCACCACCACCACCACCACCGGACCGGCCGCGAAGAAAAAGGUAUCGAAAGUAUCUUCAACGACCACUACUAAAACACAUACGGUGAAAUCGUCUGGCGGUAGUGCAAGCAGUCCUACUAAACCAGCUACCGUUGACAACCUAGACGAAAUCUGGGACGAAGCUAUCCUAAAGCAGCUGCUGGAAUCUUCCUCGAGCUACGACGACCGUCGCAAGAUACGAGCUCGCAUCCGUCAGAUCAUGGCCGAAAAAGAAGCGUGCGCCGAUAUUGUCGCCAUCGUAACCGCCGAUCUGCAGCGCGAGCGCCAACUACAGCAGCAGUCAGCGGCGGCGGCGGCCGUAGCGCCGACCAACGGUCUCCCUCAGGGUGAGUCACUCCUGUUGCCUUUGCUGCAGGGGCUACUGCUGAGCAGUAGUGGCGGUGUUGGUGGUAGCGAUGGUAGCGGUAGUGGUAGUAGUGGUAGUGCGACACAGGCUGCAUUGGUGCCGCCGGUGGAGGACUCGGGGACCGAGUCGGGCGAGGACCUGCGCCUGUUGGCGGCCGCAGCCGGAGCGGCUAGCGCUGGCAGUGCGCUCGGCAGCGGCGGCGGGGGGGCCGGAAGGGACGCCGGGCGGGUGGGUGCCGGGCUGACGGGGAUCCUGCACGAGGUGUCGGCGGCCCUCGAGCGGCUACAGCUGACGCUGCGCGCUGAGCCGCUCGGCCAGGGCUGCGCGGAGGUGAUUCACCUCGACGGCGAGAAGCGGAAUGCACUGUUGGCGCUGAUCACCCGACUUCAGCAAGGACUGCUGCAGCCGGAUAAGAUAGGCGACGUCGCGAAUGGGAGUGAGCGGACGGCAAACGGCAAUUUGGACGACAGCCAGACCCGACCCAGGGCCGUUGGAAGUUCAAGGUUCAGCGCGAAGCGGCGCACCAAUCGCAACAGCCGCCACACGGUGGGCGUCAGUCGUGAGGAGCUUGCCGACGCGAGAAGAUUCAUCGAGGAGAUGGUACUGAUGGACGGCAGACAGCCGCAAGCUGAGCGUGCGCCGGCUCCGGAGAAGACGUACCUGCUGCAGAAGCAACACUCACUCGGCACCGUGCUCGGCAGCACCAGCAGCACGACGACUCCGGCGACAGCCUUCGCCAUGAAGCGGCCGAGUCAGUUCGUUCCGAAAGAGAUGCAGAAUCUGCAUCAUACGACCCUCGAUAAGGUCGCGAAACAAUCAUCGGCGGCUAGUGCAACAGUGGUGGCGGCGGCGGCGGCACCGGUUGUGCCCGCCCGAACGAAACCCAGCAAGGAGAAACUGCUGCUGCUGAGCCGUCAGUCGCUGAGUGUCGACCAGGCGCUUCCACCAACCACCAACGGGCGAGUGAGCCCAUCCGGAAGGCAGGAUGUGGCGGCGGCUAAACCGAUCGAUCUGCACAAGCACAAACCGGCAGCGACGGUCAGGCCACAACAACCGCAGCCGGUUGCGGCGGCUGAGGAGCAGUUCAAGAAACCCACACAAACGGCUGCCCAGCGGGCGCUGGUGAAGAAGUACUCGUUUAACGAUGGCUCCAGCACGGACGAGGACGACGAGCGGCGCGCUCUGCGCAAGCUGGACGAACCGAAGAAGACGGCCGAACAGAUGGUGCUGCGCAACAAGGUAACGCCGACGGAGGCGGCCACCGGCCAUGGUGGUUCGCUGGUAAUCAACACGGUGCAAAAGAUUGUCAGCCGCGAGACGAAGCCAACCACCGAGCAGGUUGGUCGGGUGGCGCCAAGGUCGACGACGAGGCAGGGGCAGGGCCAUCAACACCUUCACCACCAUGCGGCGACGCAGGGUCGCAGCCGAACGCCUGAUUCAUCGCACAAGGCGGAUGAGACGCUCGCCAAGCCGGUCAACAAGUACACCAGCAAGAAGUUGCGCAUGAAGCGAGCCAACACCAUCGACAUACCGAAGAACCUGCUGCCGAACAGUGGCAGCGAGGGUGAACACGAUGAGGAUGAUGAUGACGAGGUGAGCGCGGCUGGUACGAAGCAGUCGGCGAGGAAACGAACGAACGCGGGGGUGGCCGGGCGCGGUACGGUGGUGAAACCACAGCCGCCUGGAGCGCCGCCCGUCGAGGUGCCGGACUUUAAGCCGCGCACGGAGAACGACCUCAAGUUUAUGGCGUUUCUGCAGAAGCAGAACCAGCAGCCGCGCCAGAUGUGGAGCAAUCCCGUGCGCGAGCACGUCGGCUCGAACAACUGGACGAACAAGUUCGGCCAUCUGAAGAGUAACUUCGAGCAGCCGGGCGAUCGGCGUAGCCGCUCGGAGCUGCCACCGAAGUACGGUGCGCCCAAACCAUCGGCGAUGAACUUCUGGAAGCAGGCCGAGAGCUCCUCCAUCGAUGAGCCCACGCCGAUGGCUCGCCCGACUACGAAGCAACCAACUCCAACGCAGUCCAAAAGCAGCAGUCAACCGUCGCCGUCAUCGAACGUAACCCAGCCAGGAGCGAGGACGUCAACGACUCCGAAUCGGGGUAAGAACGUUCCCGGUACCUACUCCCAGACGCUGCAGCCGAGCGCGGGCGGUCAUCCUAAGGGGGAUAACACUGCAGAUCGUUCGGUCGUCGAAGGGAAGCUGGUGCUGCCGAAAGCCACCGGUUCCACGCUGAACCAAUUCUCGCACGCUUCAGCGUCCGCUUUCAAGCCCAUCCCGAAGAAGCUGCCAACCCCGACCGGCCAGCUAGAGUUCAAGCCGAUUCAGCACGAGCCGGAUAUUGUGCGUCCCAUCCCGGCACGCGUCUCCAACGCGACGGGUUUGGUGAAACAAAUCGUGGCGACCGGCUUCAAGGAGACACCCGAGGUAAAACCGGAACCGAUGCAGGUGCAGCUGGGUCUGGUGCGCUCGCUGGCGGCACAAGGCUACCAGGAGACGCCGUACGUGCCGCUGCCGAAGAUUGAACGCACGCCCACGCACAACGUGCUGAACUAUAAUCCGCGACCGGACGCGGCCAGCAGCAUCGAUCCGGCACCGGCUGCGCCGUGGGUUGGGAAGCGGGCCUCGGAUCCCGCGAGCAACCGGGUGGCUAGCAUCGCCGCCACCAAGUUCACCGCGAACUCGUUCGGGCACAACAAACAGGCGCUACCGGCCCAACAGCCGCUAACCUACCAGGGCUCGUUGAAGUACGCCGAGAGGCCACUGGCGUACCAGAGUACCGGUAUGAACGGGUUCGCUAUGGCACCGUACGAGAAGCGACCUUCGCUACCGGAUGUGUCUGCGAUAGGUAGUCACCUCGGAACGUACACCUUUACCGACUACACACACCCGGAGUCGGUGUCGACGUUCUCGCUGAAUCGCAGCGACUCGCUGACAAACCCCGAAAACGAACCUCUUGUCCUCACCAGCUCCAACUCCGUCUUCAGCCCGACAACGGCUAUCACGCGCAUGGGUCCGCCCGUGUUGCAGCACCAGCAGCAACCGUCCCAGAUCAGCUACCUGGCGGUUAAUGUCGAUCAGCAGAGCUCCUCCUCGCACUCACCGGCCAAUCCGGAUGAGGACGAUGACCUGGACGACGUCUACGAUUACGACGAUCUCGACUCGGUCGACUCGCAGGAGAUGCGCGUCGUUUCGAAGGUGAUGAAGGCACCACAGGGACAGCAAGCAACGUAUAGCGCCCCAGUGCGCUCGACACACCUGCGAGCUGUCAACGGCCACGAUGGCCCGGAUGCUGGUGGGCGCGGGUCGCUGAUUGCGCAGAGUCUGCACAGUUCACUGAAGAAAAUUAAGGACAAGAGUCCAACGCCACCAAAAGCUCGCGCGCGCUACUCACAGGAAUUGUCACCGGCGCCGGUUCCCACGCAAGCGCAGCCACCUCCACAGGUCGAGGUCACGGCACCGGUACCGUCGCACGCUAUCUACAACAACGUACACGCGCAGUACGCGCACCCUCGGCUAGCGGAUCACCAUCACCAACCGCUGCUGGCGCGCACCAAGUCAAGCCACAAUCUCACCGUGCCGGUGACAGCGCAGCCGCUGCGACCUAUCAGCAGCGACAAGCAGCGCACGGUGGAGGCGUACUUCACCGGCCAGUCCGGUGUUGCGGGGCGGCAGCCAUCGUCAUCAACUGCCCCCAGCUCCGGCUACCAGAUGGCGCGCACGGCCUCCAGCAAAAAUCUCGUUCUACGCGACAAAUCCGGUAUGGCUGGGCAGCACCAUCACGCCGUACGACCGGUGUCCUACGCAAUGGGCCACAACAUGGGCUACAGCAGCUACAACGGUGGGCAGGCGAUGAGCUACGCACCGUCAUCCGCACACUUCCAGCAGCGUAACGCACCGGCCGACUAUCCGGCCUACAAGCCUCACUCACACCAGCAACAGGCGGUACAGGCACCCCUUGGUGGCGGCCUGCUACGAAGCCGCACCAUGCCCCACAUACCGCUCGGUAGUUUGGCCCUGCUUGACGAGAACAACGUGGAGGACGCGUUCGAGGAACUGAUGAACCAGUCGUUUGCCGUCUAG